AUGCGAGACCUGAGCCAUGCUGUUGGGGUGGCAGAAAGGGAUGUUUCGGAUCAGCAGAAGCGGAACACUGUCCUGCCCUAUGUGUCCGUGUCCCUGUGGGUGCUGCUGGAGAAGGCAGUCCUGCUGUCCCCCUGCCUGGCCUGCCCAACAGGGACGUUCAAGGCCAGCCAGGGUACAGGAGUCUGCAUGCUGUGCCCCUCCAACAGCCGCUCCACUGCCGAGGCUUCGCCAGUCUGCAUGUGCCGCAAUGGUAACACCCGGGGUUCCCCGCCGGCAGCUGCCUGCACCAGCGUCCCAUCUGGCCCCCGUAAUGUCAUCUCCAUUGUCAAUGAGACAUCCAUCAUCCUGGAGUGGCACCCGCCACGAGAGACUGGGGGUCGGGAUGAUGUCACUUACAACAUUGUCUGCAAGAAGUGCCGGUCGGACCGACGCGCCUGCUCCCGCUGCGACGACAACGUGGACUUUGUCCCCAGGCAGCUGGGGCUGACGGAGACCCGGGUCUUCAUCAGCAACCUGUGGGCACACACACCCUACACCUUUGAGAUCCAGGCUGUCAACGGGGUUUCCAACAAGAGCCCCUUCCCACCGCAGCAUGUUUCUGUCAACAUCACCACCAACCAAGCCGCACCCUCCACUGUCCCCAUCAUGCACCAGGUGAGCGCCACAAUGAGGAGCAUCACACUUUCCUGGCCUCAGCCUGAGCAGCCCAAUGGCAUCAUCCUGGACUAUGAGAUCCGCUACUAUGAGAAGGUGAGCCGCAUCUGCACACCUGACGUCAGCAGCAGUGUGGGCUCCAGGCCAGCAGCGGACCACAACGAGUACAACUCCUCCAUGGCCCGCAGCCAGACCAACACGGCCAGGAUCGAGGGGCUGCGACCUGGCAUGGUGUACGUGGUGCAGGUGCGAGCCCGCACCGUGGCUGGCUAUGGCAAGUACAGCGGGAAGAUGUGCUUCCAGACGCUGACGGAUGAUGACUACAAGUCAGAGCUGAGAGAGCAGCUGCCUUUGAUCGCAGGGUCCGCAGCGGCCGGGGUUGUCUUCAUUGUCUCGCUGGUGGCCAUUUCCAUUGUCUGCAGCAGGAAGCGUGCCUACAGCAAGGAGGCGGUGUACAGCGAUAAAUUACAGCACUACAGCACUGGGCGAGGGUCUCCAGGGAUGAAGAUCUACAUUGACCCCUUCACUUACGAGGAUCCCAAUGAGGCGGUCCGAGAAUUUGCCAAGGAGAUCGAUGUAUCCUUUGUGAAGAUCGAAGAAGUCAUUGGAGCAGGGGAGUUUGGAGAAGUGUAUAAAGGACGCCUGAAGUUGCCUAGCAAGCGGGAGAUCUACGUGGCCAUCAAAACACUUAAAGCUGGCUACUCUGAGAAGCAGCGCCGGGAUUUCCUGAGCGAGGCCAGCAUCAUGGGGCAGUUCGACCACCCCAACAUCAUUCGGCUGGAAGGAGUGGUGACCAAAAGCCGACCGGUCAUGAUCAUCACAGAGUUCAUGGAGAAUGGGGCCCUGGACUCGUUCCUGCGGCAAAAUGACGGGCAGUUCACAGUGAUCCAGCUGGUGGGGAUGCUCAGAGGAAUUGCUGCCGGGAUGAAGUACCUUGCGGAGAUGAAUUACGUGCAUCGAGAUCUGGCUGCCAGGAACAUUCUGGUCAACAGCAACCUGGUGUGCAAGGUGUCAGACUUCGGCCUCUCGCGCUACCUGCAGGACGAUACGUCUGACCCCACCUACACCAGCUCCUUG
Leptosomus discolor (cuckoo roller) is the source of this 1731-nucleotide messenger RNA. The record is from RefSeq and is a predicted model, not a curated record. NCBI's taxonomy places the organism in Eukaryota, Metazoa, Chordata, Aves, Leptosomiformes, Leptosomidae.